AUGGCCGGCGAUGAGAAUAUGUCCGCGCAGGAGAUUCAGCUGCGAGACUGCUUCGCGAAGUUUGAUAGCAACGGGGAUGGCAGGAUCCAGGCUGAUGAGUUCAAAAAGCUGAUGUCCAGUCUUGCUGACUUCACCCCGAAGGAGAUAAAGCGUCUGUUCAAAGAAGCUGACACUGAUGGCUCAAACAGUGUGGACUGGAAAGAGUUUCUAUCAUGGAUCCUGAAUGGAACAGCGCUGAAAGGUAUGGGUGCCAAAGGCGCCGCCUCCUUUGAGCGGCUCCUGAAUACCGAGACACAGGAUGAAGCGAGCUUCGUAGAAUCAGCCCAGAUGGGUCACAACGUGACCGAGUACCUACGGCAAGCCGGGUCAAAGGACAAGAAACCGCGACAGCGAAAACGAACUGCGCAGAAGGCAGCCUGCGAUGAUCUCGGAGUUCCAUCCGAUUGGGUUGGCCACAGGAUUCAACUGCCAAUGACACACGACGGUGCGCGACAGCUGUUAGAUCACUUCUUACAUUCUGGCGCCAAGAGUCCUCUUCAUGCCAAGCAUGUGACGCACAUCAUUACCCAGUUCGUGUCGGCGUACUCGGUUCGACAUCCUAAACCUGUGGUCUACACCGACGUCCCGCAACCAGACGGGAGGUUAAUCAUCGUUGGUGACACGCAUGGUCAGCUUGCCGAUGUGCUGCACAUUCUCUAUCAUCUCGGCCCACCAAGUGCUCAGAACAGGUAUUUGUUCAAUGGCGACAUGGUGGACCGCGGGAGCCAGGGCGUCGAGAUCCUUUUGAUUCUAUUUGCUUUUUUUCUUGCAGACCCAGAGUCAGUCAUUGUGCAUCGUGGCAACCACGAGAACGAGGACAUGAACGCAUUGCACGCGGACAACGGCGGAGGCUUCGAAGAUGAGGUGAUGGAAAAAUACGGCCUGUCCGUGUACCGGCAUUUCGUCAGUUCCUUCAAAGUCAUGUCGUUGGCAUCUGUCAUCAACAAGGAGAUCUUCGUUGUGCAUGGCGGGCUGACGCGGGUGAAGAACCUUACAAUCGACUACAUCAACACGUUGCCUUUCCAGGACUACACCGCGCCACAUCCCAUGUCCAGCAACGUGAAGGAACAGCUUUUCUCUGACCUGCUUUGGAGCGAUCCCACCGAACACGAGGGGAAAUACAAGUCAGACCGUGGCGUGGGAAUAAAGUACGGCCCUGAUGUGACGACCAAAUUCUGCAGCCAGAAUCGGCUGAGGUUUCUGGUCAGAAGCCAUCAAGUGCCAGAAGAUGGGCGUGGCUUCCAGAAACAGCACAACGACCGCUGCGUAACUGUCUUCAGUGCCAGCAACUACUGUGGCGAUGGAGGGAACUUUGGCGCGGUGAUUGUCCUGUCUGCCGCAAACUUUCCACGCUACGAGGUGUUCGAGCAUUUCGCAGCGCCGCUGGACGAAAUGCCUAGCAUCGUUGCACAAGGAGACUCUGUGGACUGGAACAAGACAUCGACGUCUCAGCAGCGAGACAGUUUGGAGGCAUCCCGAGUUGCUCGCCAAGAAAAAACCUUUGCGCGCAUGAUCAUCUCCAUUAUCGAGAAGAAGCCCCAGCUCUGGUCGUACAUCAUCCGAAAUUCUCUAGGACAGAAAAUGCCGAUAGAUGAGUUCGUGCAGAUGAUGGAAGCGCAAAUUGAAAGUGACAAUCCGUGGAAGGAGGCCUUAGAGGAGUGGGGUGUGGUCCAGGAUGGACAGAUCGAGGCACCCGAACAGUUCGGCUGA
Symbiodinium sp. CCMP2592 is the source of this 1749-nucleotide messenger RNA. The record is from the annotation of a GenBank genome assembly. Lineage: Eukaryota; Dinophyceae; Suessiales; Symbiodiniaceae.